CAAAGAUCUGAGAUCUGGCAACUGAGGUUUUGAUCUGGAUAUCAAGGGACUUGCGUUUACAUCUUGACUAACAUGUCGGAUCAAACUCUUUUGAGCAGUCUCUGCAGCGUCUGCAACAACAAAGAGUCCAAGUACAAAUGCCCAGGUUGUUCUGCACGCACAUGUUCGCUGCCCUGCGUCAAGCGUCAUAAGCAAUGGGCACAAUGCUCGGGCAAACGAGACCCUACGAAGUAUGUAAAGAAGUCCCAACUGGCUACACCGGCAGGUGUCGAUCAUGACUACAACUUCCUAUCUGGUAUUGAGCGUGAUCUCGAGAAGUCAGAGAAGUCCGUGACAGAGAAGGGUCUCGACAUCGGUCUCACCGCUAGGCCCAAGGGCGACCAGACUCAGGCAAUGAACUAUCACUUUGCAACCGCCGGCGUCAAGGUAAUUCGGGCACCCAAAGGGAUGAGUAGGGCGAAAGAGAACAAGACACAUCGGUCAAAGUCAGGUAAUAAGAACCUCAUCUGGACAGUAGAGUGGAUUGGAGAAGAUAAGAGCCGGACACUCACGCAGAGUCCUGCUGUAGAACUGAUCUACAGGUUGCAUCCUCUCUAUGAGAGCCCAUUGGCGAAGAAGAAAAGAAAGAGAGAGGCCGAGGCACAUUCAACCACACGAUCUGGACCGCCUCAGGUCGCUGCAGAGCCUACAGCAAGAAAGGUCACGUCGCCACAGACUGAACCGAUCGCGAAUUUACAAAAGCCACUGCCUUCGACAUCGACACCCUCAGCGACAACGGAAGAGGUUGCUAGGAGCAAAGAAGCCGAGGCUCCACAGCCAGACACUGCGCAACCUGACGCGCCAAUGGACGUCUGGUAUGAUCUCUACCUCCUGCGGCCAAGGACGAGCUCGAGUCGACGUGUACUCAUCCCUCUGACAUCCUCCGAUACACUUGGCGAUGCCCUGCGAGGUUGUACAGUGGAAGAGUUCCCAACAAUAUACUACUUCCCUACUACAACGCGAGAGCUGCCUGUGGAGUUCAUGCUAGAUGAUGACUAUCGCAAAGAGGAGGGUGAACAGCAGAGAGAGUUCGAGGAGUUGAUGAAGGAUGUUGAUCCUGAGAUCCUGAGGAGACUCAGGAAUGAUGGGACAAGCAAGAAUGCCGAUGAAGAGGUGGAUAGCAAGAGAAUUCUUGAUGUGCUGAAGCAAGACCUGGGCGGCCUGUUUUGA
This is a messenger RNA of Macroventuria anomochaeta, 1209 nucleotides long. RefSeq lists its product as uncharacterized. Gene Ontology annotation, biological process: maturation of LSU-rRNA from tricistronic rRNA transcript (SSU-rRNA, 5.8S rRNA, LSU-rRNA); box C/D snoRNP assembly; snoRNA localization. Gene Ontology annotation, cellular component: pre-snoRNP complex; nucleus. The record is from RefSeq and is a predicted model, not a curated record. The transcript has 4 exons. NCBI's taxonomy places the organism in Eukaryota, Fungi, Ascomycota, Dothideomycetes, Pleosporales, Didymellaceae. The coding region runs from base 73 to 1209 and encodes 378 amino acids.